Messenger RNA from Caenorhabditis remanei, 1356 nucleotides. RefSeq lists its product as uncharacterized. Gene Ontology annotation, cellular component: chromosome, centromeric region; chromatin; Ctf18 RFC-like complex. The record is from RefSeq and is a predicted model, not a curated record. Lineage: Eukaryota; Metazoa; Nematoda; Chromadorea; Rhabditida; Rhabditidae. Bases 1 to 1356 code for a protein of 451 amino acids. Gene Ontology annotation, biological process: maintenance of mitotic sister chromatid cohesion; mitotic sister chromatid cohesion. The transcript is spliced from 5 exons.
AUGAACCGCUUCAUCACAAAAACUAAACCACAACAAACUAACAAACGUGAUGUUGCUCAAAAGCGUCCAGCACCGGUUGGAGAUGAAAAUACACCGACCGCUUCUUCUGAUAUUAUCCAAGAGUCACCAAACAAAAAGGCGGAAGAGACUUCUCUAAUGGCGAAAUUGCACACAGCGAUUCGCCACGGCGAUGCUCAAUUCACAUUCGACACUCUUUCGAAAAAUCGGCCGUUCGAUAAUGCAAUGAAUAAAACAAUGACAAAAAUGGAAUUCUCCCCAUCUUACUCUGCUCCAGGAUCCGAAUUCAUGCUUCUCAGUGUUGAUGAAUCAGUUGUGAACGCCUUCAAAGAGGGACAAGGGCUGACAAUUCGCGGAGAGACAACAGAUGAAGCAGUUCUUUGUACGGAUGACUCAACAUUCCCGAUGAAAAUUAUAGAAUCUGCUACAACUGUUCUCCUACUUCAUAACUCACUGGAGGCUCCCGAUUCGCCGACUCUCCCGAAUUUUCAAGUAGAAAUGAUUGACGGGAAAUGCUAUGCGACCGGUGAACUCUGUCCAGUUGUGGAUGUGCUCAAUGUGGGUCGCCUCAAGGAUAUGCUCCGUGAGCAAGAACUACGAUGGGACUGGAAGGGUAGAGAAGAGGAGGAAAAGCUGAAAGGAUACCGACUAAGAGACCUUUUGGAUAGUGUUCAAAUGAGUGUUGAAGAAGUGAAAACUGCGUUGAUCGACCUGCCAGUUGUGAAGUUUCCCAACGGAAAAUAUCGAUAUUUGUCGCAUAAGUUCCGUGGAGAAAUGCUAGGUUUAAUUGUUGAAAUGAUUGAUGAGGACUCAAAUAAUGAUGUGAAACUUGAAUCGAUUUCAUUCGACGGACUACGGAAACAUCUUCCUGAAAAUGUACCGGAUCAAGUGAUUGAAUGGUUCCUAAAAUCGAGAUGCGAGAAGAUUCCGGAUAAGAAUGAGUACCGUCUCCCGGAAGAAAAUUUGAUUCGAGACCUGACUGUUGUCAUUCUAUACGGAACUGGCAAAAUGCCAUUGAAUCAGUUCAGUGAGCUGCUUGGAAAGAUUCUUCCGUUUGGAGUCGAAGUGAAAGAAACUGUUUUCGAAGGAAUCGCUGAUAUUUCUGAUGCUUCAUUUGGAAAAGUUAUCACCUAUUUGGGACCUGAAGAUCUUCCGGAUACUGUCAAAGAGAGAAUGUUGCAUCUCUUCGAAUAUCGAAAACUUUGGUCAAUGGAACAACUUCGUCCAUAUUUCAAAGAUGUUUACAAAUCGAAAGUGUCUUUUGAUAAAUAUGUUGUUCAAAAUUGUGAAUACUCACUUUCCGAAACUGGUGAAAUGUUGUAUUGUGGUGUGAGAUAG